Molecule: messenger RNA, 1182 nt
Organism: Xenia sp. Carnegie-2017
Lineage: Eukaryota; Metazoa; Cnidaria; Anthozoa; Malacalcyonacea; Xeniidae
Product: isoaspartyl peptidase/L-asparaginase-like
Exons: 5
Coding region: 36-992 (318 amino acids)
Molecular function (GO): asparaginase activity
Source: RefSeq, a predicted model, not a curated record
GCUCCAGUGGUCGGCCGGCUGCCGGUUUUAUAAACAUGGAGGAAGUGAGAAAGAAAUUUACUCCUUGUAUCAUUGUUCAUGGCGGUGCCUGGGCUAUUCCAGAUCAUUACCGUGAGGUUUGUUGCUCUGGAAUACAAGAAGCAGUAAAAGCAGGCUAUACUUGUCUUAAAAAUGGGGAAAGUGCAUUAAAUGCUGUUGAGAAAGCUGUCAAUUGUAUGGAAGAUAAUCCAAACUUCAACGCUGGACACGGCUCUGUACUCAAUGAACUAAACCAAGUAGAAUGUGAUGCAAUGAUAAUGGAGGGGAGAACAUUAAAUUCAGGAGCUGUUAUGGCUGUGAAUCAUUUUUCCAAUCCAGUAUCAUUUGCAAGGAAAAUCAUGGAAAGGACUCCACAUUGUGCAUUAGACAGCAAAGGGGCAUUGUCAUUUGCCAAGAAGAUUAACUUUCCUAUUCUGGAAGAUCCAUUGGAACUGGUGACAUCACAAGCAAAGUCAAGGGAGAAUUUCUAUGGAAAUUAUGAGAAUGCCAUCGAAGGCCAUAUUGGAAAGUCUACUCAAGAUUAUCAUGAUACUGUGGGUGCUGUUGCUAUGGAUGAAACUGGAUGUAUAGCUUGUGCAACAUCAACAGGUGGCUUGCCAGCUAAGAUGCAAGGCCGUAUUGGUGACAGUCCUCUCAUUGGUUGCGGAGGAUAUGCUAAUGAAUACGGUGGAUGCUCAACUACCGGUCAUGGUGAAUCAAUGAUGAAGAUAACGUUAGCAAGAGAAGUGAUUUUCAACAUUGAAAAAGGAAAAAAUGCACAGGUUUCAGCGGAAGAAGCCAUCGAAAAAAUGAAAAAUCGUCUUGAUGGCCAUGGUGGCGUGAUCGUCAUAGACUGUCAUGGCAACUUUGGGAAAGCGUUCAACACGGAGAAAAUGGCCUGGGCACGAAUAAAAGAUAAUGUUCUCGAAUACGGUGUGGAACACAACGAAUGCGUGCAAGUAACGUUGAUUUAGCGAAUUUGUUUUUAAAUUUUCUUAUCAAUGUUUUACAUUUUGGUUAAAGUCUUUGACAUGUCGGCAGAUAGGACGAUCGUGUGUGGUAAAAACUGCUGGAUAUUGUUUUAUUUACUGCAUGCCCGCUUAUGAUAACAAUACUUAGAGAAUUGAACUAAACUCUUUAAUAAAUUUCGCCCUAUGCUCAGGA